AUGAACUAUCCAGGUACAAGCUCUGGCCAUGCAAAUCCAGUCAAUCCCAUAGACCCUCAGCACAACCAUAGUAUCGUUCAGAUCCCUCAACAAUUACCACCAGCGCCACCACCAAUGCCACAACAACCAAACCAUCCUCGUUUAGAUCUACUUCGAGGACCUAGAGAAGAAUACACCAAGAUAGGUGUUCCGCUUUAUGAAGCAGCAAUCAAAGGAGAUUGGAAUGCAGCGAAACUCAUUCUUGACAAAAACCUAGAUCUGGUACGUUGUGCUAUCACCGAAAACCAUGAAACACUGCUUCAUGUGGCAGCGUCAGCAGAAAGGACCAAAGCUGUGAAAGAAUUUGUGAUAAAUCUAGUAACUAUGAUGAAAAAAGAGGACUUGGAGUUACAAAACAAAAAUUUGAACACUGCCCUCACUCUAGCAGCUCAAGCAGGAAAUAUAGAAACAGCAAAGAUACUGGUGAAAAAGAAUCGAGCAUUGAUUGAAAUCAUUAAUAUCAGUGGAAUUACGCCACUCUAUAUGGCUGCUUUGUUUGCAAAACCUGAUAUGGUGAAUUAUCUAUAUGGUAUCUCUAACAAAAUGAAUGGCGAUUGUUGGACACCUAACAAUCGGGGUUGGGUCCUACAAAAAUGUGUUGAAGCUGAUAUCUUUGAUGUUGCUAUACAAAUAGUUAUUGAUCGCCCCGAACUGUGUGAUAACAAGCCGUUACUUACCGAUGUUCUCUUAGCUUUGGCUCAGAAGACUAAAGCAUUUGAAAGAAAUAAAUUAAAUGUUUUCUUAAGUGGCAUCAAGUCAAUUUCUGCAUUGUUUCAUGUGAACUUAUGGCCCCAUGAAAAAGAUGGUGAAUUAGCCUUGCAAUUGCUUAAAUUAAUUUGUGAAAAGCUUUCCAAAAUGCACAAGAAUGAUAUUGAUGACAUAAUCCGAGGGCCGUCUGUAUGGGUUGAAAAGGAAAAUAAAGAAAAAGAAUGUGAAGGCCUUCCAUUAGUAAAACUACUUUUGGAAAAGCUGGACCAAAUGCCUAAGAAACAGAUUGAAAAGGAAAAUAAGAGCGAUACUGAAAAUAAAAUAAAGACGAACCCUUCGCGAGUACUUUUUCUUGCUACUAAAAUGGGCAACACACGCUUUAUAAUUGAGCUCAUUCGCAUAUAUCCUGAUGUGAUAUGGAAAGUAGAUGACAAAGGGAAAACUAUAUUUCACUUGGCGAUCAAACGUCGUCAAGAAAAGAUCUACAAUCUGUUAUAUGAGAUUGGUGCUAUGAAAGAUUUAAUAACUCCUAUUAAAGACAAAAAAGGAAAUAACAUGUUGCAUAUGGUCGCAAAGAGUGCCAAGCAAACACGAUUUCAAAGUGUGUCUGGAGUUGCUUUACAAAUGCAAAGAGAGUUAUUAUGGUUCAAGGAGGUAGAGAAUAUGAUCCCACCUCAACACCGUCAAAGGAAGAAUGCAGCUGGUGAAACACCACGCGACUUGUUCACGAAGAAACAUGCAGACUUGGUAACCAAAGGCGAGAAUUGGAUGAAAGAUACAGCAUCUCAAUGUAUGGUGGUUGCAACCCUCAUAGCCACCAUCGCAUUUGCAGCCGCCUUUACACUUCCGGGUGGAUACAACCAAAACACCGGUAUUCCUUUCUUCCGCAAAGAGCCAGCCCUCAUUAUUUUUGUGAUCUCAGAUGCAGUUUCUUUAAUAUCCUCAUCAACAUCAGUCCUCAUAUUCUUAUCUAUCCUCACAUCACGUUAUGCUGAACAUGAUUUCUUGACAUCUUUACCGAAUAAACUAAUGACCGGUCUUGCAACACUCUUUUUAUCUAUUGUAACCAUGAUGGUGGCAUUUAGUGCGAGUUUCUUUGUACUUUACAAUAAGAAGCUGCAGUGGGUGCCCAUUACUAUCACCGGUUUAGCUGGCAUGCCAGUCAUUAUAUUUGCCAUACUACAAUUUCGUCUUCUAGGGGAUGUUUUCGACUCGACAUAUCGAUCUAGAUUUCUCUUUAAGCCCAAGAAACGAGUCCUUUACUAUUAAAACCUUUGUGCAUUUCUUGUCUUCAAACGCUCAUGUACUAUAUCAACCACUUUGUAUUAUUCAUCGUCCUAAAGGUUUUCUUA
Messenger RNA from Helianthus annuus (common sunflower), 2099 nucleotides. Its product is annotated as ankyrin repeat-containing protein At2g01680. The transcript is spliced from 5 exons. Bases 1 to 2016 code for a protein of 671 amino acids. Gene Ontology annotation, molecular function: protein binding. Lineage: Eukaryota; Viridiplantae; Streptophyta; Magnoliopsida; Asterales; Asteraceae. The record is from RefSeq and is a predicted model, not a curated record.